AUGCGUUGGUCUUCAAUCAUCAGCGCUGCGGCGCUUGCCACUUCGGCCGCCGCCCAGGAUCCAGAGACCUUCCCUUACUGCGAUGAGCUGGACCGCUGCUUCCAGGGCCAUGCCGUCGAUGAUACCGGCGUUGUGUUCGGUAUUGCUGUCCCCGAGGACACUUCGGCCGAGAAUUUUGACGUUAUUAUCCAAGUAACGGGUCCUAAGGACACCGCUGGUUGGGUUGGUGUUGGCUGGGGUGGUGGUAUGACCUACAACCCUCUCACAAUUGUCUGGCCCAACGGCGACGAUGUCCAGGUAUCCUCUCGGAUGGCAUUCGGAUACUUCGUGCCUCCUCUCUAUGAAGAUGCUUCUUACACAGUUCUCCCCGGCACCCAUGUCAACGAGACUCACUACCAGGUCACCGCCGUCUGCAAGGGCUGCACCCUCUGGGCCCCCUUCGAUGGUGAAUCCACGGCCCUCAACGGCGAGGGUGAGAACUACCUGGCGUUCGCCUACUCCAGCGUCCCCGUAGAUGACCCCACGGCCAUCGAUACCACCUUUGGAAUCCAUGAGCGCGUCGGCCACUGGAUCCACGAUUUCGCCGCCUCCAAGUCCGCCGACUUCGAGACCUGGGUUGUUGCUGGUGGUGAGGGUGAGGGCGAUGCCAAGGCGCCAGAGGCGCCAGCGGAGCCACCGGCCGAAGAAGAAGAACCUCCUGCGGAAGGCGAAGCCCCCGAAGAGGAUGGUGGUGAUGGUGAGUCUUCCGGCGACGCCAGCACCUCCUCAUCAACAGUACUGACAACCACAACGACUCCUGCUGAUCCGGCCUCGACUUCGGCCCCCGAUCAAGAGCCAACUGAGGAACCGACACCCGAGGUUGAGGCUCUUCCCCUUCCCGCCUCGUGCCCCGGCGUCGAAGCGCCGGCUUUCCCUUUGGUCACCGCUGAAGGGUGGAAAAUUGUCAAGAUUUCUGGCGAAGUUGUUCGUCCUCGAGCGGUGGUUGUGGAUAGCAAGGGAAACUUGCUUGUUCUUGAAUCCGGAAGGGGAUUGUCUGCUCUUACGCUGGGCGAGGAUGGCUGUAUCUCUACAUCAAAGCUGGUUAUUAACAAUGGUCAACUUAAUCAUGGUCUCGGCAUCACUCCUGAUGGCACCAAGGUCUACGUCAGCUCCAUGACUACGGCGUGGGAGUACAGCUACGACGCCGAAACCCAGGAGGUCUCGGGCCAGAGGGUCAUCGUCAAGGGAAUGUACUCGGGUGGCCACCCUUCCAGGUCUCUGGUCAUCCCGCCCGCCACUCCCCACUUGCUUGUGAUGCAGCUCGGAUCCAACGCCAACUUCGACAUGGAAUCUCUCCAGAUCGAGACGGCUCGUGCUAACGUGAAGGUGUUUGAUAUCUCCGAGGCGCCCGAGGGUGGCUGGGAUUGGGUCACCGAGGGCUGGGACCUUGGUUAUGGUCUUCGUAAUGAAAUUGCCCUCGUCGUUGAUGGCAACAACCAAGUUUGGGGUAUUGAGAACAGCGCUGACAACCUCGGACGUACGGCUGAGGGCACGACUACUGAUGUCCACAUUGACAAUCCGGCCGAAGAGCUGAACCUUCUCGGUGACCCUUCCAAGCCGAACACCGACUGGUACGGCUACCCGGUCUGCUUCACUGUCGGCGAGCCCGACGUGUUCGUCGACAAGGAGUUCAAGGUCGGCGACCAAUUCGUCCUCUCCCCAAAUGCCACCUACGACGACACGAACUGCGACGCAGAGGCCACCCCGCCCCGCCUGGCCAUCCAAGCCCACAGCGCGCCCAUCGACGGCGCCUUCGACAAGGACUUCUCCAACAUGUACGUGACGCUUCACGGCAGCUGGAACCGCGCGCCGGCUACGGGCUACAAGGUCGUGCAGAUCGCGUAUCACAAGCUCGAGGAUGGCAACUAUGAUCCCGUUCCCUCGGCGGAUACUCAUUUGCCUUAUGUUGAUAUUGCUUGGAAUGAUAAUGUCGAUGCUUGCUCGGGUAAUACCUGUUUGAGGCCUACUGGUAUUACGUUCGAUAAGGCAUUUUCGAGGCUGUUCGUUGCCAGUGAUAAUGCUGCCAAUAGCGAGUUGUUUGUCCUGUACAAGACUGAGUAA
Molecule: messenger RNA, 2100 nt
Organism: Scedosporium apiospermum
Lineage: Eukaryota; Fungi; Ascomycota; Sordariomycetes; Microascales; Microascaceae
Exons: 5
Coding region: 1-2100 (699 amino acids)
Source: RefSeq, a predicted model, not a curated record